GCGCGGGGCAGGCUGGGGCGUCUCGUCGGCGGGAAACACUGGGUUGUAGAGCCGGGAGGCGGGUGCCGUCAGGAUGGUAAAGCUGACCGCGGAGCUGAUAGAGCAGGCGGCGCAGUACACCAACGCCGUACGGGACCGAGAGCUGGACCUCCGAGGUUAUAAAAUUCCUGUCAUUGAGAAUCUAGGUGCUACCUUAGACCAAUUUGAUGCUAUUGAUUUUUCUGACAAUGAAAUCAGAAAACUGGAUGGUUUUCCUCUGUUAAGAAGACUGAAAACAUUAUUAGUGAACAACAACAGAAUAUGCCGUAUAGGUGAGGGACUUGAUCAGUCCCUACCCUGUUUGACAGAACUCAUUCUCACCAACAACAGUCUUGUGGAACUGGGUGAUCUGGACCCUUUGGCAUCUCUCAAAUCACUGACUUAUCUAAGUAUUCUACGAAAUCCUGUAACAAAUAAGAAGCACUACAGACUGUAUGUAAUUUAUAAAGUUCCACAAAUCAGAGUACUGGAUUUCCAGAAAGUGAAACUUAAAGAGCGUCAGGAAGCAGAGAAAAUGUUCAAGGGCAAACGGGGUGCACAACUUGCAAAGGAUAUUGCCAGGAGAAGCAAAACUUUUAAUCCAGGUGCUGGUUUGCCAACUGACAAAAAGAAAGGUGGGCCAUCUCCAGGGGAUGUAGAAGCAAUUAAGAAUGCUAUAGCAAAUGCAUCAACUCUGGCUGAAGUAGAGAGACUGAAGGGGUUGCUGCAGUCUGGUCAGAUACCUGGCAGAGAACGCAGAUCAGGGCCCACCGACAAUGGUGAGGAGGAGAUGGAAGAAGACACAGUCACAAAUGGGUCUUGAGCAGUGUGACCUGCAAAUCUACAGGAUGUGGAAUAAUGCCAUCUUGGGACGAGUCUUGCUCUUUGAACAUGGAAUAGUCUUACUUGGGUCUGCAAAGUAGAAUUCAUAAGCAUUGAUGAAAUGCACAAAACUGUUGCUGGUCAUUUUGUAAUGUAAAUUUUUGAAAUCUAUAAAUGUCAGUUUUCUACAUAUAGUAAAUUAAAAGACACUCAGUGUGCUGCCAA
Orycteropus afer afer is the source of this 1065-nucleotide messenger RNA. It is a transcript of the gene SNRPA1, whose product is annotated as small nuclear ribonucleoprotein polypeptide A'. Lineage: Eukaryota; Metazoa; Chordata; Mammalia; Tubulidentata; Orycteropodidae. The record is from RefSeq and is a predicted model, not a curated record. Gene Ontology annotation, biological process: mRNA splicing, via spliceosome. Gene Ontology annotation, cellular component: U2 snRNP. Gene Ontology annotation, molecular function: U2 snRNA binding; protein binding.